Messenger RNA from Antrostomus carolinensis (chuck-will's-widow), 2147 nucleotides. It is a transcript of the gene XPOT, whose product is annotated as exportin for tRNA. The record is from RefSeq and is a predicted model, not a curated record. NCBI's taxonomy places the organism in Eukaryota, Metazoa, Chordata, Aves, Caprimulgiformes, Caprimulgidae. Gene Ontology annotation, cellular component: nuclear pore; nuclear matrix; cytoplasm. The transcript has 13 exons. The coding region runs from base 17 to 1576 and encodes 519 amino acids. Gene Ontology annotation, biological process: tRNA re-export from nucleus. Gene Ontology annotation, molecular function: small GTPase binding; tRNA binding.
GCAAACUACGCGAUUUAUGGAAGUAGAAGUAGCAAUAAGGCUGCUGUAUAUGUUGGCUGAGGCUCUUCCUGUAUCUCAUGGUGCUCACUUCUCUGGUGAUGUUACAAAAGCUACAGCUUUACAAGACAUGAUGAGAACACUGGUGACUUCUGGUGUUAGUGCCUAUCAGCAUACAUCGGUGACUCUGGAAUUCUUUGAAACAGUGGUUAGAUACGAAAAAUUCUUUGCUGUUGAACCUCAGCAUGUUCCAGCUGUUCUAAUGGCAUUUUUAGAUCACCGUGGUCUUCGCCAUACAAGUCCCAAAGUACGAAGUCGAACAGCUUACCUCUUUUCCAGAUUUGUCAAGUCUCUUAAUAAGCAAAUGAAUCCCUUUAUUGAAGAUGUUCUGAAUAGAAUACAAGACCUGCUGGAACUUUCUCCUCCUGAAAAUGGUUACCAGGCUCUCUUAAGCAGUGAUGAUCAACUUUUCAUUUAUGAAACAGCUGGAGUAUUAAUAGUUAACAGCGAAUACUCUGCAGAAAGAAAACAGGCUCUAAUGAGGAAUUUGUUGACUCCACUGAUGGAGAAGUUCAAAGUAUUGUUAGAAAAACUGAUGAUGGCACAAGAUGAGGAAAGACAGAUGGCACUGGCUGACUGCCUCAAUCAUGCCGUUGGGUUUGCUAGCCGAACCAGCAAGGCUUUCAGCAAUAAGCAAACUGUAAAACAAUGUGGCUGCUCAGAGGUUUAUCUGGACUGCUUACAAACAUUUUUGCCAGCUCUCAGUUGUCCACUACAAAAGGAAGUUCUAAGAAGUGGUGUCCGCACUUUCCUUCACCGCAUGAUUAUUUGCCUGGAGGAAGAAGUUCUUCCUUUCAUUCCUUCUGCCUCUGAACACAUGCUUAAAGAUUGUGAAGCAAAAGAUCUUCAAGAAUUCAUUCCUCUUAUAAACCAAAUAACAGCUAAGUUUAAGACACAGGUUUCACCUUUUCUGCAACAGAUGUUUAUGCCACUGCUUCAUGCUAUUUUUGAGGUGUUGCUCCUUCCAGCAGAAGAAAAUGACCAGUCUGCUGCUUUAGAAAAACAAAUGUUACGGAGGAGUUACUUUGCUUUUCUGCAGACAGUAACUGGCAGUGGAAUGAGUGAAGUCAUAGCUAAUCAAGGUGCAGAGAAUGUGGAGCGUGUGCUGUUCACUGUCAUUCAAGGAGCUGUGGAUUACCCAGAUCCUAUUGCACAGAAGACUUGUUUUAUUAUUCUUUCUAAGUUGGUAGAGCUUUGGGGAGGUAAAGAUGGACCAGUAGGUUUUGCAGACUUUGUCUACAAGCACAUUGUUCCUGCAUGUUUCUUAGCACCUUUGAAGCAAACAUUUGACUUGGCAGAUGCCCAGACAGUAUUGGCUUUAUCAGAAUGUGCAGUGACGUUAAAAACAAUUCAUCUCAAAAGGGGUCCUGAGUGCGUUCAGUAUCUUCAGCAAGAGUAUUUGCCUUCUUUGCAAGUAGCUCCUGAGAUAAUCCAGGAAUUCUGUCAAGCACUUCAGCAGCCUGAUGCUAAAGUUUUUAAAAAUUACUUAAAGGUAUUCUUCCAGAGAGCGAAGCCCUGAGGAAAGUACUGGAAUCUCAUCUACCUGUUUCCAUAAUCCAGAACUCUGGUUGUUAAUUUAUAAAAACGCUAACUCUUGUGCCAUUCAAACUGGUUUUGUUUUUUAAGAAAUGUUGCUUUGUGCUCACAUCAGUACAUAUUUUAGCCUUUUGCAAUAAAGAGAAAUGCAAAUCCCCCACCUUGUGUCUCAAACAUGAAGGUAUAACAACAUGAAAAAUUAUCUAUAUACCUACACAAACUUUUAUUAUGUAUAGGAUGAUUUAAGCUUAUGCUGUAACAUGUACAGCAAUGAAAUCACACUUAUUUUUGAAAAUAAAUGUAAAAAUCCCUUCAGACCAGAGCAAUGAUUAUUAAAAUGUGUACAUUUUUGAUACUGAGUAAAAUGUUUUCAUAAGACAUAAAAUUCAUUUGUUCAUGUAUGGUGACAUGAAAAUAAAACAAUCAAAGUCAUUCUUGUAGAUAGUCAUUUCAUUGAAAUUGUCUUAAUGAUAAAAUAUAUAUAUACCUCCUAUAAAACAGAUUGGUUUAAUAAACGAUUUCAUUUAAAAGUAGCAUGUGGUUCUAUCUUUUUU